Messenger RNA from Platichthys flesus (European flounder), 3753 nucleotides. RefSeq names its product CCR4-NOT transcription complex, subunit 3a (gene cnot3a). Gene Ontology annotation, biological process: nuclear-transcribed mRNA poly(A) tail shortening; regulation of stem cell population maintenance; regulation of DNA-templated transcription. The coding region runs from base 304 to 3045 and encodes 913 amino acids. The transcript is spliced from 18 exons. NCBI's taxonomy places the organism in Eukaryota, Metazoa, Chordata, Actinopteri, Pleuronectiformes, Pleuronectidae. The record is from RefSeq and is a predicted model, not a curated record. Gene Ontology annotation, cellular component: P-body; nucleus; CCR4-NOT core complex.
GCCCCCGGUUACAGUGUGUGAUUCCAGCGGAUGCGUCCCGGUGACAGACGGGACCUCCGGCCAAUCAGAUCUCGCAUGCUGGAUUUAGGGCGGGCUCUAAACGCAGAGGUGGGAUUUUAGCUACCGUCCAUCUUCAGCUACAUUACAGUGAGCCAGCUUGUCGAAAAGAAAACACAAAUUGGAAGUAAAGAAGAUUUUCUGGAAAUAGUUUUUUGGCCGUAUUUGAAAAAAGACAAAGGUCCAAGUCCAUACCCUAGCACACUUGGUGACAGACGGAAUGUGGACAUUGUCGUAGUCAGAGCCAUGGCUGACAAGAGAAAACUUCAAGGUGAGAUCGACAGAUGUUUGAAAAAAGUAGCGGAAGGUGUAGAACAGUUUGAAGAUAUCUGGCAAAAGCUCCAUAAUGCAGCCAAUGCAAACCAGAAGGAAAAAUAUGAGGCUGACCUCAAGAAAGAGAUUAAAAAACUACAGCGAUUGAGGGAUCAGAUAAAAACAUGGGUGGCCUCAAACGAAAUCAAAGACAAAAGGCAGCUAGUUGAGAACCGCAAACUUAUAGAGACGCAAAUGGAGCGGUUCAAGGUGGUGGAACGUGAAACAAAAACAAAAGCUUACUCUAAAGAAGGCUUGGGGCUCGCUCAGAAAGUGGAUCCAGCUCAGAGGGAAAAGGAGGAAACGGGAACGUGGCUUACAAAUACGAUAGACACUCUAAACAUGCAGGUGGACCAGUUUGAAAGUGAGGUGGAAUCUCUGUCAGUUGUGACGAAAAAGAAGAAGGGGGGUAAUGACAAGCAAGAACGUGUUGAGGAGCUCAAGCGGCAGAUUGAGAGACAUAGAUUCCACAUUCGUAUGUUGGAGACCAUUUUACGAAUGCUGGACAAUGACUCAGUGCCGGUGGAUUCAAUCCAGAAGAUCAAGGAUGAUGUUGACUACUACAUCGAUUCGUCCCAAGACCCAGACUUUGAGGAGAAUGAGUUCCUCUAUGAUGACUUAGACCUGGAUGACAUACCAUUAGUUGCAACUUCUCCGUCAGGUCAGGGCAACUUGGAAGAUGAGAUGUAUCUCCAUUCCAAUAGCACUCCCACUUCCACCACAUCUUCUUCACCCAUCCCUCCAUCCCCAGCCACAUGCACUGCUGAGAACUCAGAGGACGAUAAGAAAAGGGGACGCUCGACAGACAGUGAAGUUAGUCAGUCGCCUGUGAAAAACGGCACCCCAUCAUUGCUGUCUUCCUUCUCGUCCUCCUCAACCUCUGGGUCUUCGUCUUCCUCCUCCCUGGUGUCCAUGUCGAGUGUUGUCGGAGGCAUUACUCCGGUGCCCACGAGCAGCAGUCUAAUAGGAAGCUUCAGCAGUGCGGUGCAGCAACAUCAGCAUCAAUCUGCACAACAGCAACAACAGCCUCAGCCACCAAACCAACCGCUGCAACUACAGCAGCAGCAGCAGCAGCCACCUCAGACAAAACCUUCUGUCCCCUCAAACAACGCCCCCAGCCCGCCCAGCAACCCUCUACUCCCAUCCUCCACCUCUCCCUCUCUCCUUGCGUCUAGCACACCCAGUUCAUCAGCCCCAAACUCUCAGCCUCAGAUCACACCAGGGCCCAGCCCGGCAUCCAGCUUGGGACUUGGUCUUGGAUUUGGAUUGAGCAAAGUUGGCAUAACAGGGACCAACAGUGCCAACCAAAUUGCUGGUUUAGGCCUGGUUGGCCACCCCACUCCUCUCAACACAAUGGCAGGGCUCCUUUCGGGCUCCACAUCUGCCCCUUACGCUCAGGCAGCAGCAUCGGGAGGUUUGGGUUUGAGCAGCAUCACUCAGUCCAUCAUUUCAGUGGAGAGCAGCACUUCCAUCCCCACCUCCGGCUCCAGUGGAGUCACCACCAACGGGGCAGGGACAGGGCUUGGAUUAUUAGUUACCAGCCCGGUUCACAGCUCACUGAGUGGGAGUAUUCUGGGUCUGGUUCCUGGACAAAGUCUGGCCCCAGGUGCCUCGCAGGUGCCGCAGAGUACUGUCAGCUCUACCUCUAGUGUAGUCAGCAUGAUGGGAGGAAAUGUGGGAAAUGUCAGUGUGGUCGGAGGAGUAGGGGUGAAUGCUGCUCCUGCAAGACCACCGAGUGGACUCAAGCAAAAUGGAAGCACAAGUUACAGUGCUGUAGUAGCAGAGAUCGCCACAGAAUCAGCUCUGAGUACACCGAGCCAAUCACAAAGCAGCCAACCCUCGUCUCUCAGUUCCUCAACCAGUCAGCCGAUGGACAAUGGUCCCAGUUUAAUCAGCUCCAUCACGCUGCCUCCCAGCUCUCCAUCCCCCUCGUUCUCAGACAGCACACCUGGAGGUGGGAGUCUUCUUAAUGGACCCCACUCCUACACACAGGCCACUGAGGGCCUCAAGACUCCUGAGCCUCUCAGUUCUCUGAAGGCGAUGGCUGAGAGAGCAGCCCUGGGUUCAGGCCUGGAUGGAGAGAUUCCUAACCUGCACCUGACAGACAGAGGUGGGAACGACAUCUUCUCUAGUUCGUCUGCGGCACCUGGCACGCCUGCUGCCCCUCAGCCGUCCGUGUCGGAGGUCAGCAUCCCCCCGUCACUCGGAGUCUGUCCACUCGGCCCCACCCCUCUCCCCAAGGACCAGCUGUACCAGCAGGCCAUGCAGGAGUCUGCCUGGACACACAUGCCACACCCCUCAGACUCUGAGAGGAUCAGGCAAUACCUGAUGAGGAACCCGUGUCCGACCUUGCCCUUCCAUCAUCAGAUACCACCACAUCACUCGGACUCCAUAGAGUUCUACCAGAGACUCUCCACAGAAACCCUCUUUUUCAUCUUCUACUACCUGGAGGGCACCAAGGCUCAGUAUCUGUCAGCCAAGGCUCUGAAGAAGCAGUCGUGGAGGUUUCACACCAAGUACAUGAUGUGGUUCCAGAGGCACGAGGAGCCCAAGACGAUCACAGAUGAGUUUGAACAGGGCACUUACAUUUACUUUGACUACGAAAAAUGGGGCCAGAGGAAGAAGGAGGGGUUCACCUUCGAGUAUAGGUACCUGGAAGACAGGGACCUGCAGUGACAGACUGAAGGACAUGAAAGGACAGAGAGAGACAAAAACGUGCUGCUGUUGACAUUCCGAGACUGAACUCCAAACUGUGGAUAGAGAUUGUGAUGUGUAGUAGAAACCCUCUCCUGAAACGGAGACUGGUGUCUGUAUAGGCUGCAUCUCAACGUGAAGCUCUUGCUCCUCCUGUAGCGCUUUGCUUCCGGACAAAAAUGCCCCAUGGGCCUGAUCCGAUGCGUCGCGCUGCACGAGCUGGGAGGGCUCUCAUUAGAGGUCUGCGUUUGUGCCUGUCUGUGUGCACACUCAGUUUGUGGCAUUAGGAAAGCCUACCCCAUGCAUGUUUCUCAUGUUUUCUUUUCUUUUUCCGUUUCAACGAGAUUCUCUGUACCACCUACCCACAUGAGCCUGGAAGCCUUUGACUUGACACAAAACAAACCUUGGAUUUGAUUAAGCAUACUGCCCAUCUUGUAUUUACUGUAACUUGGUGGUUUAGAAUGGGAACAUACAGUGGAUAUUUAGUCAUGGGGUGUAGGAACGGCUUCUUUUAAGACCCUAUGAUGCCUGUUGAACAUGGUCACUAUUAGAGAUAGUGAGCAGUUAUCAAUAGUUUUAUUGAUAUUGUCUUGGUCGAUUAAAACGCUGAUUGAGAGUGACCACAGGGCCUCUCCCUGUGACAGGGAAAGAGUCCUUAUUGGACAUGGAUUAAAUUGCUAUGCAAUUGAA